GACAGUCACUGCACUGACACAGACUGUCUCUUCUGUCACAGAGGGAGGGACAGGGAGUGCAGGGGGAGUCUGAAGUCUCAGGGGGAGAGAAAAACUCUGAUAAAGGGGGAGAUAGAAAGUGAAAGUCUGAGAGUAGAGGGGAGUUACUGGCAGCCUGUGUGCUGGUCUCCCUCCCUGCACUAAUCCCAGUGUAUGACCCCAGGGGAGGGAGGCGAAACGCUGACACUGUGACACAGCUGGAAUGGAAGAGGAACAUCCUGCAGGCCUAGGCCCUUCUCCCAGGUUGGAGGGCCAGUUAAAAGCGCAACAGGAGGAGAUAAUGCUGAUAAAGUCAGCUCUGUGCGACAUUCUGCAGAGGAUCAGCCUGCUGGAGCAGAGACCACCUCCUGAAUGCCGGUCAUCAGGUGACCAAUCCUCUGUGGUGCCUAUUGUGAGCAAAGUCGAUGCGGGAACUGAUGCCAUCAAAUACAGUCAUCCAUUGGGGCCACUGAACGCCCUGCAAUCGUCUCGCCCUUCCCAGGCCAGCAUUGGAACUCAGACAGAAUGGCCCUUGACGCACGCAAUAUCUGGGGACAGUAUUGACCAAUCAGAUAGUCUUUCAGCUCGUGAGACUGAGUCACUGAAUGGAGGAAGCACAGAGGGAAUUCCAGAUUGCGGGGAGAUAAAGGAGGUGGAGCAGGAAUUGCAAUGCCCAGCACAAGAAGAGGGCGGAGCUAAUGUGCGUUCAGUGCAGGCUCUGAGGCAGAGCAAGAAGGAGCUAUUCCGCAGAAACAGCUCUUCUGAUAAACUGGUGAAAGACGCAAAGGAAAAGGGCAAGAAACUGGAGAGGAAAACAGUGUCGUCUGUUAACCUACUGAGCGGCUCUUCUGGAUCAAGACGGGGAAAUUAUAACGUAGAUGGAGUCAGCGUGAAGGUUUUUCUCCGCGGCCGUCCCAUUACUAUGUAUAUUCCGUCCAAUAUGCAAAAUCACGAGGACCAGAAACCGGAGCUGCCCAGUGAGAAAUUGCACCUAGAAUGGGUUUACGGUUGCCGUGGGCGAGACUCCCGUUGUUUUCUUAGCGUGUUGCAGUCUGGUGAGGUCAUUUACUUUACUGCCUGUGUCAUCGUGCUCUAUCAUGUGACCAGCGGAUCUCAGCGCCACUUUUUGCGUCACACGGAUUGCGUGCGCUGUUUAGCUGUCCAUCCUGAUGGUGUUCGAGUGGCGUCAGGACAAACGGCUGGCGUGGAAAAGGACGGUAAGCCCAUGGUGUAUAUUUGGGACUCGAGCUCUCUGCACACGUUACAUCAGAUCGGUCUCGGCUUCUUUGAGAGAGGUGUGGGCUGUCUCGCCUUCUCUACCGCGGACUCUGGCUCGUUCCUCUGUGUGGUGGAUGAUUCAAAUGAGCACGUUAUGUCCGUCUGGGACACAUCAAGAGGCAACAAAAUAGCAGAAAUCAAGUGCACUAAUGAGCCGGUGCUGUGCGUGGCCUUUAACCCCAUGGACAGCGGUAACAUUGUCACCGUGGGGAAGUCACACGUGCACUUCUGGAGCUGGAGUGGGACCUCGCUCACUAAAAAGCAGGGGAUCUUCGGGAAAUACAAGAAGCCGCGCUACGUGCAGUGUUUGCUGUUUGAUCAGACGGGUGACGUCUUGACCGGAGACUCUGAGGGUCAGAUCUUGACCUGGGGCCGAAGUGCACCCGAUACACGGACUUUAGGGAAAGGGGCAAAGGAUACCUAUCAGAUUGUCCGUCACACUCGUGCCCAUGAUGGUAGCGUGUCUGCUCUUUGCUUAUUACGUGAUGGUUCUGUGCUCAGCGCAGGUGGUAAGGACAGGAAGAUGAUAUUGUGGAGUUCAACUCUAAACCAGAUAAAGGAGCGCGAGAUUCCUGAACUGUUUGGCAUAAUUCGCUCUAUUGCCGAGGGCAGCAGUGGAGAACUACUGCUUGGUACAACAAGAAAUUCCCUCCUGAAAGGGUCCCUAGAGAACGGAUUCAGCCCUAUUAUACAGGGACACACAGAUGAGCUGUGGGGUUUGGCCACGCAUCCUUCACAAAACAUCUUCCUGACGUGUGGGCACGAUAAGCAGUUGUGUGUCUGGAAUGGAAUUGAGCACACCCUGAGCUGGUCAUGUGCGCUGGAGGAUCCCGGUUUGUGCGCUGAUUUCCACCCGAGUGGAAGGGAGGCCUGUGUAGGGCUUAGUACUGGCAGGUGGCUUGUCCUGGACAUGCAGUCUUGCGGAACUCUCUCUGUGCACUCUGAUGGUAAUGAGCAGCUCUCGGUAGUCAGAUACUCUCCAGAUGGUAAUUUCCUGGCAAUUGGGUCCCACGAUAAUGUCAUCUACAUAUAUAGCACAGGACAGCGAGACUACAGGAGGCAGAAAGACCACUCUCUGAACAGCUCUCAGGAGGAGCUAGACAGCUCACAAGAGGAAGGGGACAGCUCUGUGUGUGACAGAGGGCAGCGUUACACUCGCUAUGGGAAAUGCGUGGGCCACUCCAGCUUCAUCACACACUUUGACUGGUCAAGGGAUGGAAAAUACAUUAUGUCAAACUCUGGAGACUAUGAAAUACUGUACUGGGACAUUGCUGGCGGCUGUAAGCUCCUCCGGAACAGAUAUGAAAGCAGAGAUCGGGAAUGGGCCACGUACACAUGUGUGCUGGGUUAUCACGUGUUUGGAGUCUGGCCUGAGGGGUCUGAUGGGACAGACAUUAACGCUCUUGCACGUUCCCGUGGGAUGACUAUGGUCUCAGUAGCAGAUGAUUUCUGUAAAGUCCAUCUGUUUCGCUAUCCAUGCAAUAGACCAAAGGCACCCAGCCAUGUGUACUCGGGCCAUGGAAGUCACGUGACGAAUGUGCGUUUUACCCAUGAUGACAGUCACCUGAUCUCACUUGGUGGUAAAGAUGCCAGCAUCUUCCAGUGGAGGGUGGUGAGAGGAACCAGUACGCCACGCAGCCAUUCACUCUCCUCUUCUUCAUCUCUAGAAGCUGCCCCCUAACAGAUUAUACGAUGUCUACAUCCUACUCAAUGCCUUAAAAAUAGCCUUUUACUGCCUAUGCCUUCUGGUUCACAGCUAUAUUCCAUAAUAUAAGGCCAGACUCCGUGGUAUAAAGUGAAGAGUGAAUCAUGCUUCAUAAUAAUGAGCUACAUCUACUAACAGCAAGCCACACCUUCUAACAGUGAGCCACACCUCCUAACAGUGAGCCACACCUCCUAACAGUGAGCCACACCUUCUAACAGUGAGCCACACCUCCUAACAGUGAGCCACACCUCCUAACAGUGAGCCACACAUCUUAACAAUGAGCCACACAUCUUAACAAUGAGCCACACAUCUUAACAAUGAGCCACACCUCCUAACACAAAACUAUAUCUUUUUACAAUGUGAUGUCCCUAAAGCAGAGUUAAAACUACUGAUAAAACUAGAUUCCUUAAUACCUGGCCAUAACAAAUAACAAAAAGACACAUAUUUAUGACCAGAGUCUCUUAACUGAGAAAGCUCCUAAAUGGUUGUGUGCCCUAACUCUGAGCAAACCUUGAGAGAGUUAUUCCUAACAUACUUACCCUAUCAUACAAACCACAAACCGUAUUAAAACACCAAACAAUACUUCCUGUAGAUUCCUAUUUACUAACAUACAGCCACGUACUGUCACACAGUGCCACAUCUCUAGAAAGGAUGACAUCUUCUCUAAUACUGAGCCACUACUCAGCACAGAGCCAAAACCACCACUACUAAACAGCCAACGUCUCCUGGUGUUCUCAUACUUCUAUCAAAGUGACGUCUUCUCAUUCUGACAAUCUUCUCCCUAAAUCCCAAGGUGUAUAUAUAUAUUUUUGUUUAAAAUAUUUCUUUUAAAUUUAUAUGAAUUUUUAUUAAAGGUUUAUGAGAAAAAGAACAAAUAA
Messenger RNA from Bombina bombina (fire-bellied toad), 3879 nucleotides. RefSeq names its product EMAP like 3 (gene EML3). The transcript has 23 exons. The coding region runs from base 242 to 2977 and encodes 911 amino acids. Gene Ontology annotation, cellular component: mitotic spindle. Gene Ontology annotation, biological process: microtubule cytoskeleton organization. Gene Ontology annotation, molecular function: microtubule binding. NCBI's taxonomy places the organism in Eukaryota, Metazoa, Chordata, Amphibia, Anura, Bombinatoridae. The record is from RefSeq and is a predicted model, not a curated record.